UUUUUGUAACUGGCUCCAGCCAAAUGGGCGUAGCUUGUGACCCACUGGAUGCCCCUCCCUGCGGUGGGCGCCCGCCAUCUGGCGCCUGUGCGAAGAAAGCCAGAAGACCGCUGUUGAUUGGUUGAUGUGCAGUUUCCCGUCGCCUAGGGGAAAUUUCCAGUUCCGGGGACGAGAAGAAGCAGGAUGUUGGGGGACUUGCUAAUUUGCGGGACACUGUUGGUCAAUGCGGGAGCUGUGCUGAACUUCAGGCUGAAGAAAAAGGAGAGCCAGGGCUUUGGUGAAGAGGUGAAAGAACCAACAACAGGUGAUAAUAUCCGAGAGUUUUUGCUGAGUCUGAGAUACUUCCGGAUCUUCAUUGCUUUGUGGAAUGUCUUUAUGAUGUUCUGCAUGAUUGUGUUAUUUGGAUCUUAAACACAACUGGUCAACUGAGGUGACAACUGUAAAUGUUAUACUUGGAGUCCUUGGAAAUGGCUUUCUGAUGGAAACUUGACCUUUCUGACAUUAUGAAGUAAAAGAUUACUAAGUUUUUA
Messenger RNA from Gekko japonicus, 530 nucleotides. RefSeq names its product small integral membrane protein 7 (gene SMIM7). The transcript is spliced from 5 exons. Bases 184 to 411 code for a protein of 75 amino acids. Lineage: Eukaryota; Metazoa; Chordata; Lepidosauria; Squamata; Gekkonidae. The record is from RefSeq and is a predicted model, not a curated record.